CUUGUGUUCGAAGUUAGUUCUAUGGAACACCAGCGGGAAGCUUCAGGUACUUUUAUUUUCAAGGUGAAUCACAAGUCCUGCUCCGGGUCUCACUGUCAAGAGAGAACAACUGAGGAGUUGAAGAGAAUUCAUGGGGUUGAUUCUGUCAGCUUCGAUGCGAAGGGAUUGGUAAAAGUUUCAGGUAAUUUAGAUUCGAAGAGAAUUGUGGGGAUGUUUGACGAAUGGGGCAAGGAAGCAGAGCUUUUGUCCUUCAGAAAGGACCUUGGUUUUCAAAGUUCACAGGGAGUCUGUACCUGUGCUAAGAAAUGCAAUACUGAUUCUUCUUUUGAGGAUGAUUCCGAUGAUGACCGUAAAAACACGAAGAAAGAUGUCCAAAUCCCCAUGGAAAAUCCCGAUUCUCCUGGAGAAAAACAGAGCAUGAAGAAAAGCAGGAACUUUUUUGGUUUUCUGGGUUGUUUGUUUCCCAAGAAAAAUGGAGCGACAAAGAUGAAUCCGAAACCAAAACCAAUGAUAAAAGGACCCCUCAGAUGGCGUCAUCCACUGCUAUACAUGUCUGAAUCACAGCGUUAUUCACCGUACGAACUUUACCCGCCAGUGCAGGGAAGGGGAUUGGCGCCUCCAUAUUAUCAGCCCUGGUUGAUGCGUCCACCGCUGCCGCCACCCUUACCUCCAUAUGGGAGGUUCAAUUACAGGACUCCGGGGAAACCUAAUCCCAUGAUCCACUUCAGCAGUUAUGCGGAUAAUUAUAGUUACUGGUGAAGUGUCUGAACAUGGUUGCCUUUUUUUUUUUUUCUUUUUAACAGACUGGUCUCUUUUUUUUAAUGAAAAGACUCAGUCUUUUUGACCUUUGUGUUUUCAUUUACAAAGGGCUUAAUAAUAAAAGGAAUGCAGUUGU
Molecule: messenger RNA, 895 nt
Organism: Rubroshorea leprosula
Lineage: Eukaryota; Viridiplantae; Streptophyta; Magnoliopsida; Malvales; Dipterocarpaceae
Source: the annotation of a GenBank genome assembly